ACAGCUCAACAAACGCUCAAUCGAACGAACUUUGACCAGGAAAUUCUCUAGGGAAAAAUCAGAAUUAAAAUUCAUCUCAUUCGUUGCUUGUUUGUUUUUUCUUCUCAUCUCUCUCUCCUUUGACAGUAACCUCCAUCUACAAGCCUCUACCAAUCCAAUAAGUUGAUACGGGUACCUCCUCCUUCAUCUUCUCCCUCGCUCCUCCGCCUCGGAUUUUCGUCGGAGAAGGAGCAUCUCGUUUGAAAGCGGGAACUACGGCACCGUGAAUGUUGCCAUCCAAUUAUCAAGAUAGUAGCCACAGCAAUAGCAAUACUCCGCUCUUCUCGAAUAGUGGUAUCAGCAUUACCGGGCGUCGCGAUAGUGCCAGUUUGCCUUCCAAUCAUCUGCUCCAGCAACAGCAGCAACAGCAUCAGUUACAACAGGCAGGCAUGGUCAACAUGUUCCCCACCGCUGGGCACCAAAUGGACCUUAAUCAUCUCUGGCAGCAGGUUCAGGAGCUUAGCGCGAUCCUGGCGCAGAACAGGGAGAGCACAGCUGGGUUAGUCAGAAGGGCUGAUGAGAUUCGAAGUCGAACAAACUCAGGGGAGGCACUACCGCAUAUACGAGAGUCCAACGGUGAAGCAAAUGGCACCCACGAUGUCGAUUUUGAAGCAGAAAACCGUGCGCUGCGUCAGGAAAACCACAAUCUCCAAACAGAAAACGAGGAUCUUUCACUGCUGGUCCAGGACUAUGAGGCGGUACUGGACAAGGUUUUAGAGGGUCUGAGAAUCUACGCUCACGAGCACACUGUUUCCACAAUCAAUAUCCAUCAAACGUAUACGAACCAGCUCGCAAGUGAACGACAAGCGAACGCGGUCCUACGUCAGAACGAGACCGAGAGCCAGGCGCGAUUAACAAGGAUCAGCAAGAUGCUCAGGGAAGCAUAUGAGCAGGAUACGGCUUUAGAGCCGGAUAUUCUUAUUGAAGGAUUAAAGGUCGAGAACGAGGCCUUGAGAGAGGCGCUUGGCCUACCUAAAGAGGAGGGGGAGGGGGAGAUCAGCCCGGUGUGACCGCGUAACUUAACGCGUUCGCGAAGGAUCGCAGCGGAGGCUAGGGACAAGUGAGCAGAGAUAGAGAAGCGGAAAUAUAGAUUUGUUGAGAACAAGGCAGGGUGGAUGGCGAGGCUCACGCGUCCGUUUCUCUGACUGGAUGGCCAGUAGACAAUGGCCUCUUGCAUAUCUUUUCUUUUUCGGUGGAGCAACUGGGAACCGGAAAUCAAGUCAUGAUAGAAAACAAAAAAUAUGGGGGGUGGGUGGGAAGGAUCAAUACCGUACGGUACUCGAGUAGGUUUUGCGAAUUGGGGGAGACCACCGUAAAGUUAACGAUAAACCUACUUUAUAAACAAAACUAGCUACCGGCACGGUACUGUAAUAAAUAAGUUCAUUCAAACUUA
Molecule: messenger RNA, 1432 nt
Organism: Tuber melanosporum (Perigord truffle)
Lineage: Eukaryota; Fungi; Ascomycota; Pezizomycetes; Pezizales; Tuberaceae
Exons: 4
Coding region: 438-1049 (203 amino acids)
Source: RefSeq, a predicted model, not a curated record